Messenger RNA from Zea mays, 2769 nucleotides. Its product is annotated as allene oxide synthase 1, chloroplastic. Bases 877 to 2412 code for a protein of 511 amino acids. The transcript has a single exon. Lineage: Eukaryota; Viridiplantae; Streptophyta; Magnoliopsida; Poales; Poaceae. Gene Ontology annotation, biological process: sterol metabolic process. The record is from RefSeq and is a predicted model, not a curated record. Gene Ontology annotation, molecular function: oxidoreductase activity, acting on paired donors, with incorporation or reduction of molecular oxygen; iron ion binding; monooxygenase activity.
CAUAAGAACUUCUGGCGUUCAAUACUUGUUCACGAAUAAAAGUAUUUCUAAAUCCAGUCUCAACGAACUUACGUCGUCCAUGCUUCCAAGACUGUCAGAUAUUAGAAACAUUGAUUCAGUCCGGAUCUAAAGCACGUUGUGCCUUUGUUAGAUCUGUGCCUUUGUUAGAUCGUGUUGACCUAAGCCUGACUCAUUUAUUUGAACUACAUAAAAUUCAAAUGCUACAACCAUAUAAAAUCUAUAAUUUACUAAAUUAAAGUUAUUAGGCAAUGCUAUCAUUAUUUAACCACAUAAAAGUUCAAAUAUUACAACAAUAUAAAGUUUAUAGCUUACUAAAUUAAAAAAUAUAGGCUUCAUUGGACCCGGUGACCGUAGUUUAAAAAUUUAGGUUAUAUCAGUCUGGUCCAUAUUAUUUACUAUCAGACCGUAGUUUAGGCUCGUAAUAGACCGUGCUCAUGCUAACUAAAAAGUCUGGCCUACGUUCCCAUAGCUACUCACAAUCAUGAAUAAGCCCAUUUCGCCACGUGUAUUAUUUCCUCCCCGGUGACCGUGAAGGCGUCCGGGAUCACGUGCGAAUCCACGACGCGCCACCAGCCUACCACCGGUGACCGGCCGGCCGCACUUCGCUACCUGUCACCGCCGGCGGAAAUGGCACACGUUUCUCAGUUCUCACGCCUUGACGCGCGCAGCCGACGGACAACUGCUUUCUUCCCCCUCCAGCCCUCCCACUAUUUUAAACGGACCCGAGGCUCAGUACAGAGCACUGACACGCUCGCCUAAUUAUAACCACACCGCCUAGCGCCACUCCCCACGUCACUCGCUGUCUGUUGUAGCACCGCACCAGUCUUCGCCGCCGGUCCGCGGGCAGAUCAAGAGAUGGCCACGGCGAUUUACCUCUCCUCCCCGGCGGCGCCGUCGUCGUGUGCCCGCCAGCGGCGGCAGACUACCAGGGCGACCGCGUCGGCGACGGACCGUCCGCGCGAGGUCGUGUCCCCGAAGCGUCGGCUCCCGCUGCGGAAGGUGCCGGGCGACUACGGGCCGCCGGUGCUGGGCGCGAUCCGCGACCGGUUCGAGUACUUCUACGGGCCCGGCGGCCGCGACGGGUUCUUCACCUCCCGCGUGCGCGCGCACGGCUCCACCGUGGUGCGGCUCAACAUGCCGCCGGGCCCCUUCGUGGCGCGCGACCCGCGCGUGGUGGCGCUCCUCGACGCCGCCUCGUUCCCGGUGCUCUUCGACACCUCGCUCGUCGACAAGACGGACCUCUUCACGGGAACCUUCAUGCCGUCCACCGAGCUCACCGGCGGCUACCGCGUGCUCUCGUACCUCGACCCCGCCGAGCCCAACCACGGGCCGCUCAAGACGCUCCUCUUCUACCUCCUGUCGCACCGGCGGCAGCACGUGAUCCCCAAGUUCCGCGAGGUGUACGGCGACCUCUUCGGCCUCAUGGAGAACGAGCUCGCCAGGGUCGGCAAGGCCGACUUCGGCCACUACAACGACGCCGCCGCCUUCUCCUUCCUCUGCCAGGCGCUGCUGGGGCGCGACCCCGCCGAGUCCGCGCUCCAGGGCGACGGGCCCAAGCUGAUCACCAAGUGGGUGCUGUUCCAGCUCAGCCCGCUGCUCAGCCUCGGCCUGCCCAAGCACGUGGAGGACUCCCUGCUCCACUCGUUCCGCCUCCCGCCGGCGCUGGUCAAGAAGGACUACGACCGGCUGGCCGACUUCUUCCGCGACGCGGCCAGGAGGGUGGUCGACGAGGGAGAGCGCCUCGGGGUCGCGCGGGAGGAGGCGGUGCACAACAUCCUCUUCGCCAUGUGCUUCAACUCCUUCGGCGGCAUGAAGAUCCUGUUCCCGUCGCUCGUCAAGUGGCUGGGCCGCGCCGGCGGGCGCGCGCACGGCCGGCUGGCGACGGAGGUACGCGACGCCGUGCGCGCGCACGGCGGCGAGGUGACUAUGAAGGCGCUGGCGGAGAUGCCGCUGGUGAAGUCGGCCGUGUACGAGGCGCUGCGCAUCGAGCCCCCCGUGGCGAUGCAGUACGGCCGCGCCAAGCAGGACAUGGUGGUGGAGAGCCACGACUAUGGCUUCGAGGUGCGCGAGGGGGAGAUGCUCUUCGGCUACCAGCCCAUGGCCACCAAGGACCCGCGCGUCUUCGCGCGCGCCGAGGAGUACGUGCCCGACAGGUUCCUCGGCGAGGACGGCGCGCAGCUGCUCCGCCACGUCGUCUGGUCCAACGGCCCCGAGACGGCGUCGCCCACGCUGCAAGACAAGCAGUGCGCUGGCAAGGACUUCGUCGUGCUCAUCGCUCGCCUCCUCGUCGCCGAGCUCUUCCUCCGCUACGACUCCUUUGACGUCCAGGUCGGCGCCUCCGCGCUGGGGUCGUCGGUGACCAUCACCUCGCUCAAGAAAGCCACCUUCUGAGCUCUGAUGGACCGCCCGUCAAAGUCGCCGGAGGCUGGCACGUGCACUUUUUUUUCACCGUAGAAUAUACUGCAUCGUACUUGUCUGCCCCCAUCCCUCUCAAUAUUUUUCUAGCGCUUUGAUGUGAUCAUCAGGUAUAACAAAAUGCCUAUUCUUAGUAAAACGAGAGACCGUUUUUUUUUCAGGCAAAUUUGAUAGCGAACUGAGGGAGACAUGCACAUACUGUUCAUGUUGCUUAGGUACUGUUCGGUUAUUCCUGUAGGAGAUGGGAUUGAGAAAAUUUGUAAAAGGUUUUCAACGGAUUUAAACCUAUCGAUCUCCUUUAAUCUAUAUAGAAUGUAUGAAUUGGGAUGAAAA